Messenger RNA from Cladocopium goreaui, 690 nucleotides. The record is from the annotation of a GenBank genome assembly. Lineage: Eukaryota; Dinophyceae; Suessiales; Symbiodiniaceae.
AUGGAAGCGCGGGAAGGGUGCCUCUUCCCAGCCCUAUCUUCGGCCAGUGGCCGAUCGCUGAGCCGAUCGCAGCCGAGCCGAUCGCAGCCAUCUUUGAGGGCACCUUCAGUGCUAUCGGCAGUGAGCACAAGCUUCGUUCCAUUGCUGGCUCCGCAGUCGAGGAUAGGAUCGGCCGUGCUGUCGCAGCCGCCAGAGCCGGCGAUCCCGCGCGAUCCGUCGCAGGUCAGCGCGACUCCACCGGUAGCGCCAGUGGUUCCCAAGCCCUUCUCACGAAGAAAGGAGACGUCUGGAAACUUGGCAGCGGCCUUCCUGCCUUACCCUGCGAGUGAGGUGUCCUCGAUCAAAAGUGGAUGGAGGGAAGACUACUGGAAAGAGCCCAGUCCCAUGUUCACUCAGGGCCUGAUGCAACAGGAUCUUCGGUACUCCACGGAGUGUUCACAGUGCAAAUGUGUCGUCAAGGAGGCGAAGCUGCCCCCUGCGGGGCACAUCAGUGCGGAGGAGCUGGAGCAGGAGCAUCGCUUGCAGUGGCUGGACUCCUUGAUCAAAGAGGAGGAGAAGGGUUUGAGAUAUCCGCGCUACUCCAAAUCACAGAUCAAUGCCCGCCUCUUUCCGGACAAGAUGUACAACCAGCAUGCGUGGUCACACAAGUGGCUACCAGCUCCAAAUCUGGCACCAAGGCACCUGACUUAA